UCGGUUCAAUAUGCUGGCUAAAAUACUUUUAGGGACACUCUUCGUCGCUUUGAGUGUCUGUGGAGGUAAAGCCACAGCUAGUGUCCUUAAGUUGCUGCCGGAAAACUUACAAGAUUUCAAGUGCAACGACGAAGCCAUAGGAUUCAAACUCAACCUAACUGAACUCGCCGGCUACUGGUACGAAGCUGCCCGGAUUCCCAAGGUCCCAGUGGAGUGCCUUAAUGUCUCCAUUCCUGCAGAGACUAAAAACAACAGUCUAGACUUGGGUUUGACCUAUGUCAGCACGUACAACAAUAGUUGGGAACUUACCAAAGAGGUCGUCACUUUACCCUGGACCAACUCAACGCAAUAUGGGAUUGCCAGUCUGGACACGGUAGACAUAUCAUACAAGCUGGUGACCACGGACUACGUUUCCAUUGCUGUAAUCUGCGGCUACGACAGCUCUUCGAUCAUACCAAUAUUCAAGCUUUUUACUAGGGAUCGCGAGGUCAGUCAGGAAGUCUACGAAAUGAUCAACACACAAGCCGAGCAGUAUGGAUAUCAAUCCCUGAUAAGCUGGGAGAAGCAAUCACUGGAAGAGUGCGGUGGAUCCAGUGCAUCGAGUGAUUCAAGUGGAUCUAGUGAGUCCAAUGGAUCAAGUGGUCAAGCCCCUUUGACUGCUCUAAUGGGAUUUAUUAUCCUCCUCUGCGGAUUCUCAAUUUGGGGGAGCUAUUAAAUAAUGUAACUAAACUAAUCA
Messenger RNA from Drosophila eugracilis, 736 nucleotides. RefSeq lists its product as uncharacterized. The transcript is spliced from 2 exons. NCBI's taxonomy places the organism in Eukaryota, Metazoa, Arthropoda, Insecta, Diptera, Drosophilidae. The coding region runs from base 11 to 715 and encodes 234 amino acids. The record is from RefSeq and is a predicted model, not a curated record.